CAGAAGUCAUAUGACCAGGCGGCGGCAGCACCAGCUGCAAUAGGAACCGCAGAAAAUGGUGCCGAGACAUGGAUAAAAUCCUCCUGUCACGGUGACUAACAUCCACAACCUGCACGAUGGAGGAGAUUAAAGUGUCUCCUGACUAUAACUGGUUCAGAAGCACCGUGCCCCUGAAGAGAAUUAUUGUUGACGAUGACGACAGUAAGGUUUGGUCACUGUACGAUGCAGGUCCAAAGAGCAUCAGGUGUCCCAUCAUCUUCCUCCCUCCGGUCAGUGGGACGGCAGAGGUGUUUUUCCAGCAGGUUUUGGCUUUGACAGGCUGGGGCUACAGAGUCAUCUCGCUACAGUAUCCUGUGUACUGGGACCUCAUGGAGUUCUGUGAUGGCUUCAGGAAGCUUCUGGAUCACCUGCAGCUGGAUAAAGUGCAUCUGUUCGGCGCGUCCUUGGGUGGAUUCUUGGCUCAGAAGUUUGCAGAGCACACACACAAGUCCCCCCGCGUACACUCGCUCAUCCUGUGUAAUUCAUUUAGCGACACCUCCAUCUUUAACCAGACGUGGACAUCCAGCAGCUUCUGGUUGAUGCCAGCUUUCAUGCUGAAAAAGAUUGUUCUGGGAAACUUUGCCAAAGGACCUGUGGACCCUAAAAUGGCAGAUGCAAUCGACUUCAUGGUUGACAGGUUGGAAACUCUGAACCAAAGUGAAUUAGCGUCGCGGUUAACACUCAACUGUCAGAACUCUUACGUGGAGCCACACAAAAUCAAAGACACUGCUGUGACCAUUAUAGAUGUCUUCGAUCAGAGUGCUCUGUCCCUGGAUGCCAAGGAGGAGAUGUAUAAACUGUAUCCCAACGCCAGACGAGCUCACCUGAAGACGGGAGGGAACUUUCCGUACCUGUGUCGGAGCGCUGAGGUCAACCUCUACAUACAGAUUCACCUGCGUCAGUUCCACGGGACGAGAUUCGCCGCCAUCAGUCCUGACAUGGUCAACGCCGAGGAGCUGCAGGUGCAGGACGGUCACACGAGCAGUGACCAGGACUCCGACGACCAAUGAGACGUUCGCCCGACGACCGUCUUCCUCUACACAUUUCCUACCAUUUCUGUCUCAUUAUUUCACAGGUUGUGUUCUUUCGGAUUUUCUAUGGUAAUCAAUCAACUGAGAAUAUUUUUAUUAGACAAAGUAAAAAAAAGAAGAAGCAUAUUUUGAUAACAACCUGGACAUAAAUGAUUCAUGGCUUCUUUUGCUUUAUGAGUCAUACGACACCUUGCCUUAUGUGGACCCACGCCUGCUGCUGAAGUAGUCUGUGUAAAAUGCCGUUAACGGGAGUUUGCUGUUAACGGAACGACGUGAUGGAUUUGACAUGUAUCUUGAGUUUUUGUGUAAUUCACUGAGAUUUUUUUUUUUUUCAUUUGUUUUGCACCUUUCCAGUAAAAUUCAGAAUUUUCAAUCACA
This is a messenger RNA of Solea senegalensis (Senegalese sole), 1448 nucleotides long. It is a transcript of the gene spg21, whose product is annotated as SPG21 abhydrolase domain containing, maspardin. The transcript has 9 exons. Bases 117 to 1049 code for a protein of 310 amino acids. Gene Ontology annotation, molecular function: CD4 receptor binding. NCBI's taxonomy places the organism in Eukaryota, Metazoa, Chordata, Actinopteri, Pleuronectiformes, Soleidae. The record is from RefSeq and is a predicted model, not a curated record. Gene Ontology annotation, cellular component: trans-Golgi network transport vesicle; cytosol.